Molecule: messenger RNA, 616 nt
Organism: Nanorana parkeri
Lineage: Eukaryota; Metazoa; Chordata; Amphibia; Anura; Dicroglossidae
Gene: NDUFAF4
Product: NADH:ubiquinone oxidoreductase complex assembly factor 4
Exons: 3
Coding region: 5-538 (177 amino acids)
Biological process (GO): mitochondrial respiratory chain complex I assembly
Cellular component (GO): mitochondrion
Source: RefSeq, a predicted model, not a curated record
AGACAUGGGAGCCACAUUGGUCCGCGCUAUGAAGAAUUUUAAUGUGGAGAGCAGAGCUCACCAACUCAUCGGGAAGGAUAAGACCAGAGCUGCGCCAAUGCACCCGGGCACCAAGGAGGCAGUGGCCGCUGUCGUCUCCCGUUACCCUGAAAUCCCAGAAAAAAUUUACAGAAAGGAUGAUCAACUCUUAUCACGGUUGAAGGAUGUUUAUGUUGACUCCACAGACCCUUUACAUGAGAUGAAACAUGAAGAUCUGUCACCGGCAAAAGAAGAGUUCAGAGCUCCAAAGCAGACAAUGACUAGUGUUUUUCUGAAUAUUGAAGUAGACAACAUUCCAAAGGGAAAAAUUUCAAUUGUUGAGGCUAUGACCAUUCUUAACAAACAUAAACAAUCUCCUCAAACAUUGACUGCAGAGAGGAUAGCGGAAGAAUACUGCUUAAAUAUUCUAGACACCAAUGCCCUGUUGGAGCAUUUUAGACCAUUUAAUGUGACGAUCAUUCAACAAAACAAAGAAAAAGAACAGAUUGAAGACCAGUAAGACUGCUGCCAUUUUAUCCGGGGCACUCUUGUGGAAUUUGUACUUGUUUUGUGCUAUAUUUUGAGAUUUUAAAUGUUG